Messenger RNA from Myiozetetes cayanensis, 1056 nucleotides. Its product is annotated as patatin-like phospholipase domain-containing protein 6. Gene Ontology annotation, biological process: lipid metabolic process. Gene Ontology annotation, molecular function: phosphatidylcholine lysophospholipase A1 activity. Gene Ontology annotation, cellular component: endoplasmic reticulum. NCBI's taxonomy places the organism in Eukaryota, Metazoa, Chordata, Aves, Passeriformes, Tyrannidae. The coding region runs from base 53 to 1024 and encodes 323 amino acids. The transcript is spliced from 9 exons. The record is from RefSeq and is a predicted model, not a curated record.
UCUCUCCUUAUUUUUCUUCCUCCUCCUCCUCCUCCUCCUCCUGUUCCAGUGCAUGAAUUCAGUCUUUGAGACCGUCCUGGACCUCACCUACCCCAUCACCUCCAUGUUUUCGGGCUCGGCCUUCAACGCCAGCAUCAACAAGGUGUUCCAGGACAAGCAGAUCGAGGACCUGUGGCUGCCCUACUUCAACGUCACCACCGACAUCACGGCCUCGGCCAUGCGCGUGCACACGGACGGCUCGCUCUGGCGCUACGUGCGAGCCAGCAUGACCCUCUCGGGGUACCUCCCGCCCCUCUGCGACCCCAAGGACGGCAACUUGCUGAUGGACGGGGGUUACAUCAACAACCUGCCAGCCGACAUCGCGCGCAACAUGGGGGCCAAGACGGUGAUCGCCAUCGACGUGGGCAGCCAGGACGAGACCGACCUGUGCAACUACGGGGACAGCCUGUCCGGGUGGUGGCUGCUCUGGAAGCGCCUCAACCCCUGGGCAGAGAAGGUCAAGGUGCCCGACAUGGCCGAGAUCCAGUCCCGCCUGGCCUACGUGUCGUGCGUGAGGCAGCUGGAGGUGGUGAAGUCGAGCUCGUACUGCGAGUACAUCCGCCCGCCCAUCGACCGCUUCAAGACCAUGGACUUCGGCAAGUUCGACGAGAUCUACGACGUGGGGUACCAGCACGGCAAGGUGGUGUUCGAGGCCUGGCGCCAGGGGGACGUCAUCGACAAGAUGGUCCGGGACCGGCGCUCGGCCGACUUCUACGAGAGCAAGCGCAUGGAUGUUCUCACCUGUCCCAGCGCCGGCUUCACCGACCUGGCCGAGAUCGUGUCUCGCAUCGAGCCGGCCAAGCCCUGCCUGUCCGACGGCUACGGCGACGAGGAGUCUGAUUACCUGACGGAGGACGAGGGGCCCGAGUCGGGCCGGGGCGAGGAGGACGCGUUCGCCGCCUCGGAGUGGGCCGGGAACGGCGCCCUGGAGGCUGAGGAGGAGAGGACCCUUCGGCACCGCCUGAGCGCAGCCGGGACCCCCUGACCCCCUGCGGACCUCGACGGUUUCUGAAGGAC